AUGCCCGCUGGUGGACUCUGCGUGUCCUUGCAGACCGGGCUCCGUGCCAUGUGGGCCACUGUCAACGGGUCGCAGCUCCGCGGGGUGAUGGGCAGGUGGCCGCGAGUUUAUCUCGGCCGUGUGUUUACCCGCAGGCCCGAUUUGUACCACGGAAUGUCGUCCCACCCCGGAGCACCGACUCCCAUGGAGAACGGAGUGGACCCCGCGGGGGUUACGCCCAACACGCGGGACGGGGAGACGGAGGUUCUGGGCGAAGCGGAGGACUGCAGGAACCCCACGGAGGUGGAAAUGACCCAGCUGGUCAUGCCGUGUCACGCCAACCACCUCGGGGAACUGAGCACGGGUCAGAUGCUCAAGUGGAUGGACGUCACUGCCUGUCUAUCUGCGGAGAGGCAUGCAGGCCUGCUGUGCGUAACGGCCUCCAUGGACGACUUUCAAGUAGAGGAAGCCAUAAAGGUUGGCCAGGCGGUGUACAUCAAGGCCCAGGUGAACCGGGCGUUUAACACCAGCAUGGAGGUGGGGAUUGAUGUUCGCGUUGAGGAUCUGUCAACCGGCAACCAGAAGCUGGUGUGCAUGGCCCACUCGACGUUCGUGGCUCGAUCGCUGAGCGGCGAGAAGGUGCAGCUGCAGGCGCUGAUACCGCGCACGAGCGAGGAGAGCCUGCAGCACACACUGGCGGCGGAGCGGCGCCGCAUGCGCCUGGCCCACGCCGACACCAUCCUCGAGCUGGUUGACACUGGGCCGAACGUCGACUACGGGAAGGAGCUGGUGCCCGCGGCGCGUACGCGGGUGCACAGCGUGGAGCUAGUGCCCCCUCACGCCAACCACCAGGGCAACACCUUCGGCGGGCAAAUCAUGGCGUGGAUGGAAGCCGUCGCCACCAUCUCCGCCAGCCGCCUGUGCCGCGCCCACGCCACCCUCCGGGACAUCGACAUGUUCCAGUUCCGUGGGCCGUCGCAGGUCGGCGAUCGCCUCACCCUCAAGUCCAUCGUCAACAACGCCUUCCGCAAGAGCAUGGAGGUGGGGGUCUGUGUGGAGGCGUACCGCCAGGGAGACUGCAGCCCCGCGUCUCUACGCCACAUCAACAGCGCAUUCAUGACGUUCGUCGUGCUGGACGACAACGGCGAUGCGCGCACGCUGCCACGCAUCAAGCCCUACGCCGGGGACGGUGAGCGGCGCUACAGAGAAGCCAUCGCCCGCAAGAAGAUUCGUCUUGACAGGAAGUACAUCUUGUCGUGCAAGCAGAACGAAGUGCCGCUGUCUGUUCCCUGGGACCCCAGCAACCAGGUCUACUUGAGCUUCAACAACGUCUUGGCUCUGACGCUAUUGGCCAGCCGAGGGGCAUGGGAGCUCGUUUCCGUCCAGAAUGGGAUCAAGCUGUACAGCUGCGAGGAGGGCGGCCUGCUGUCGUUCCGUAUCGAGAUGCGUGCCUGCGUCUCUGCUGAGCAGGCCUUCCUCCUGCUCUCUGAUCUGCAGCACCGCGCCGCCUGGGACAAGCACUACCAGAAAUGCAGUCUGAUCCAGGCGGCGGAUGAAGAUGAUGCCAUCUACAGCGUGGAGAGUCUGGCCAUCCGCAAGGGCCUCAGGCCUCAGGACUUCGUGGUGCUCAUGUCACGCCGCCAGCCCUGCCAGACCAGGGACCCGUACGUGAUCGCCUUCCGCUCCGUCACCCUCCCGGCGGCGCCGCCGUCCCCAAACUUCACGCGGAGCGAGUUGCUGUGCGCCGGCUUCAUCGUGCAGCAGCUCAACAGCAGCGAGACUCGGAUUUCUUAUUACAACCAAGCCACACCGGCCGUGCUGCCGUACAUUUCCAAGGACAUCGCGGGCCUCUCGGUUGAGUCCCAUGCACUUUUCCUGGCCUGCAAAACCUUCCUGGAGAACAACUCCAAACUGUGA
Molecule: messenger RNA, 1896 nt
Organism: Callorhinchus milii (elephant shark)
Lineage: Eukaryota; Metazoa; Chordata; Chondrichthyes; Chimaeriformes; Callorhinchidae
Product: acyl-coenzyme A thioesterase 11-like
Cellular component (GO): extracellular exosome
Molecular function (GO): lipid binding; thiolester hydrolase activity
Source: RefSeq, a predicted model, not a curated record